Messenger RNA from Cryptosporidium muris RN66, 1571 nucleotides. Its product is annotated as phenylalanyl-tRNA synthetase, alpha subunit family protein. The record is from RefSeq and is a predicted model, not a curated record. Lineage: Eukaryota; Apicomplexa; Conoidasida; Eucoccidiorida; Cryptosporidiidae. The coding region runs from base 1 to 1527 and encodes 508 amino acids. Gene Ontology annotation, biological process: phenylalanyl-tRNA aminoacylation. The transcript has a single exon. Gene Ontology annotation, cellular component: cytoplasm; phenylalanine-tRNA ligase complex; cytosol. Gene Ontology annotation, molecular function: tRNA binding; ATP binding; phenylalanine-tRNA ligase activity.
AUGACGGAGUUAAAUCCUCUUGCAAUUUUAACUAAACUAGAUAGUUCAGGCUGUACACUGAAUACUUUGACACUUUCCCAGGAGUUUAAUUGUGAUCAUGAGAGAAUUAUUGGUAUAAUUAAGAGUUUAGAAUCACGUGAAAUGGUGAAGUCAAAGAUAUAUUCAACAAUGACUGUUCAUUUAACUGAGGAAGGUCUUGAAUACUUAAGAAAUGGAACUCCGGAGUAUCAGCUUAUCCAAUUUCUUUUAUCAAGAGACAAUUUUUCAGCAAAUGUUGGCGAACUACCAUCACAUAUACCUUCCAAAAUUUUGAAGAUUGGAUUAUCUAAAUGUUUACAUCAAGGAUUUGUAACUUUGGAUAAAGUAAAUAACCUUGUGAAGAUUGUUAACAAAGACAUUGACCUUUUGAGGACAGAUAAAAUAAGGGAGCACUUGAAGGAAGUUAGCUUAUAUGGUAAGAAUGAGAAUUAUUUUAAAAAAAGUGAGGAUAUUCUUUUAGAACUUAAAAAACGUAAAUUAAUAAAUAUACAUAAGAAGACAUUUUUUUUAAUAGAAAAAGGGACGAAUUUCUCUACAAUAAUUAAGUCUGAAAUUACUGAUAUUACUCAAGAUAUAAUUCUUGACAAAUCUUGGGAGGGUAGUGACUUCAAGCCAUAUAAUUUUUUUGCAAAGGGUAAACGUCUAAUUCGUAGUCACAUACAUCCGUUGACAAGGUCCUUACUCAAAUUUAAACGUAUUCUUUUGCACAUGGGGUUUGAAGAAAUGCCAACUAAUAGAUGGGUUGAGAGCUCUUUUUGGAAUUUUGAUGCUCUUUUUCAGCCACAGCAGCACCCCGCAAGGGAUUCUAAUGACACAUUCUUUUUAAAUAAACCCAGUACAUUUAGAAUGAAUUUAGAGCUUGAUGAAGUGCAUAUUAAUAGGGUUAGAGAUAUUCAUCAAAUUGGAGGAUAUGGAUCUGUUGGUUUAGGUUAUAAUUGGGAUAUCGAAGAGGCCAGCAAGAAUAUUUUGAGAACUCAUACAACUGCUAUAUCUGCGAGGAUGAUUUAUUACUUAGCCAAAUUAUAUAGUAAUGAUCAGGGUGAUUGGUCACUUACAAAUUUUAAAAGAAAGGCAUUAUUUUCAAUAGAUCGUGUAUUCAGGAAUGAGUCUAUAGAUUCUACUCAUCUAGCUGAAUUUCACCAGGUUGAAGGGUUAAUUAUAGAUAGAAAUUUAUGCUUAGGUGAUUUACUUGGUACCUUUUCUACAUUUUAUGAGAAAAUCGGAAUAUCUAAAUUGAAAUUUAAACCUACCUUUAAUCCAUACACUGAACCUUCAAUGGAAGUAUUUGGAUAUCAUGAGAUUUUGAAGAAGUGGAUUGAAAUAGGUAACUCUGGAAUGUUUAGACCAGAAGUAUUGAGAUCCCUUGGACUACCUGAAGGCAUAGUAGUUAUUGCAUGGGGAUUAUCACUUGAACGCCCAACAAUGAUUCAUUAUAAUAUCCCUAAUAUUAGAGAUCUUUUUAGUUAUAGAGCAAAUAUCUUCACAUAAAAUAUUGUAAUUUAAAUAGAUUUUUGUUUGAUAUUCUGGGUAGU